This is a messenger RNA of Ruditapes philippinarum (Manila clam), 2650 nucleotides long. RefSeq lists its product as uncharacterized. NCBI's taxonomy places the organism in Eukaryota, Metazoa, Mollusca, Bivalvia, Venerida, Veneridae. The record is from RefSeq and is a predicted model, not a curated record. The coding region runs from base 72 to 1868 and encodes 598 amino acids. Gene Ontology annotation, molecular function: protein binding. The transcript has a single exon.
CUUUGCUCAAACAUAAUCUUGACGUUAAUGCAAGGAACGUUUUUGGUGAGGCAGCUAUUUCUGAAUUGCAUAUGGACGAAGUGUUUGAAAUACUUAAACUGCACAAUUGUGAUUUUAUGAAAAGGAACAGAUGGGGGAGAAUGCCAUUUCAAUGUAUUAUAAAUCUACAUCCAAUGCCAAAAUUAAUAGAGAAAAUGUUAAAUAAUCAAGGUGUUGAUAUGGAUUCUCAAGAUAUUUAUGGAUCUACAGCUUUGCAUUUUGCUGCCUACAAUGGUUAUGAAGAGCAAGUCGAGUUGCUUUUGGAAUACGGUGCAAACGUAGAUGUAGUUGAUAGCAUGAAUGAUACACCCAUAGAAACCGCAAAGCGCCAUGGAAAUUUCAAAUGCAUGAAACUUAUUUUCGAUGCUAAAUACUUAUAUGUAAGAGAAAAUAAGGAGAGGUUUCCACUUUAUAAAGCCUCAGAAGAAAUAACCUUAUCAACAUUGUUAGAAAAUCCAAAUUUAAGGGAACACUUGCAUAAUUUUCCGAAAGAUUUUCAACAAUAUAGCGAUUAUUUGCUUAAAGCCAGACGGACAUGUACACUUGCUAGGCCGUCUGAAGAGCAUGCAGAGGACAACGACGUAAUUGCAGCAGUUCGACAUCAUAUCGAACAAAUCUGUCAAUAUGUCAACGAGUACGAUUCUAGAUUUAGAAUGACCGUAUUUCCUACAGGAAGUACAGUGGAAGGUACGAAGGUUGGCCGCCCUGAUGAAUUCGACUUCGUUUUAUGCCUCGAAACAAUCGGCAGAUAUUGUGUGAUCAAAUCACCAGAGCCAUAUAAUCAAGUAUAUGCUCUUUUGCAGUUCAAAGAUUAUCCAGUUCCAGAAGGUUUCUUAUCAUUUUCUGAUUCAGAAGGCUACUUCCAAUCUCUUCCUUUUCUGAAAUACCUCUUCAGAUACAUUAAGAGAGCCCUGAACGAGAGACAAUUGUGGGAAAAGGGAAAUCUUUAUUAUAGGUACGAGGAUAAACUACACGUUAUUUCAGGAAAACCGGUGUUCAACUUUCAAAUGUACUGGAUAGGAUCAAAGUAUAAACAGAUAGCUCUGAGCAUAGAUCUUGUACCUGCUGUCUACAGGCGAGGAUGGUGGCCGGAGAAAGCCUGUCCAGAGAGUAUGAGACUUGUCUCUGACCGCGUAAAAGAUGAGGGAUGCUUCUUACUACUACAAACCAAGAACAAUGAUUUUAACUAUGAGUGGUAUUACAUGAAUGACAUCAUAAAUGACAGCGUUGGUAACACGCAAAACACUACUCAGGAUACUCACGGAAAUAAUAUGCUACGCGUUUCAGUUGCACCUGCUGAAAUUUCUCUGAUGAAAUCUCUACCGGAGAUUUAUCGCCGUGCGUAUGCACUUGCAAAGAUUGCAAAAAGUGCUGAUAUUUGUCCCUCUGUCCACAUCGACAGGCCUCUAUUGCCAAAGGUUUACAGAAACUUUGAAAAGGCCAAAAAUCAGAGAGUGUAUCCAUCCAAUGACAUAAAAAGUUACUGGCUGAAGAAUUGCACAUUUUUUGUGGCUGAAGACUUGGGAUUAGACAUUUCGGAAACAACAACUCCUUUGGAUAUAACUACCUUAAUAUACAAAAAACUAGCUGAAUUGUCAAAGUCAUGGUCUCUAAAACCUUACUUGUUACCACACUUACGUCUGCUAGAGUAUGGACGAGAGCACAGUUACUCACAUAAGUCCAAACAUACCAUACUGUUAAAGCGUAAAGUCUGUCUAGAUGUAGUCCUUGGAAUACUAGGUGAACCAUUACCGAAGCACGAAAAGGAUUAUUGCAAAUGGGUUGAAGACAGCUUCCAUCUAGAACGCUCGUCUGUAACUACGACAUAAAAUAGUUGUUUCUAUAUUUCUAUUCUAUGAAAACAUGCGAAAUAAUUAUCGUAUUUAAAAGUUAAAUUUUAAGCUUGGUUCAAUGAUUGAACAAGGAAAACACCAACUGCAUAAAACUUAAAAUACCAUUUUAAGUCGACUUUGUUUCGAGAAAAAUAGAGAUAUUGUUAAUGUCAUAUCGGCGUUGCCGAUGCAGUCACCCAAACUAUACUGUUGAUUACAACUAUAUGUCUUCAUACUUGACCACAACAACCCUUGGGUCACAACCUUUAAGUAGAUUGGAAUAAUCUUGAUCUUCAUAAAUGACCUUGACCUUGAAGGUUAAAUAUCUAUAUUUUGCUUGAUUUCUGCUAUAAGUAGCUAUAACUUGGAUAAAAAUGAAUGGAUUGACUUCAUAUAAAGAUACUUCAUUCUUCAAGGUAAUACAUGUAUGCAUACCAUCAUGACCUUGACCUUGAAGUUAAAUUAUUGACUUUUAACUGAUAAGUACAAUAGCUGGUUAUAACUUAAUUAAUCAAAAGAUUAUCUUUAUACUUGGACAAAAUGACCUUUAAGAGCAUACCUCGUAAAACGAUGAACUGAUUUUGACUUUAAGCUUUAUAUGACCUUGAUCGUCAAGGUAAAAGUAUUAAAUUUUUCUUUUCAUAGUUUUGUUAUCUAUAUACGGAUUAAAUACAAGGUGAACAAAAAAAACACUUUCGACCAAACAGACAUGUCGAAAAAUUUUGACCUUGAUUUUUAAAUGGCCUUGAACGUAUGUGAUUGAAUUUCGCUUAUUUUUA